This is a messenger RNA of Parastagonospora nodorum SN15, 1341 nucleotides long. RefSeq lists its product as hypothetical. The record is from RefSeq and is a predicted model, not a curated record. Lineage: Eukaryota; Fungi; Ascomycota; Dothideomycetes; Pleosporales; Phaeosphaeriaceae. The transcript has a single exon. Bases 1 to 1341 code for a protein of 446 amino acids.
AUGACCACGCCACUACCAUUAACAUAUCGUAUGUCUAAUGGUUUCGGCCCGGCUACCAAUGACGCUGUAAUGGCUGUACUUGGAAGGCUGCGGCACUACUGCAGCAACGAACAACAGUAUUUAAAUGCAGCGCUGCCUCCCAUCAUCUCCAACGACGGCUCGAGUUUGCUCAAGCUUCCGGAUGAACUGUUGCUGCGUGUCGCGCGGUACAUCGUACAUCCUCGACGCAACGAAGAUUUCCAAAAUAUCGGACUCACUUGCCGACAGCUGCGUGGCAUUGGGUGCGAGGCGCUUGUUCGCGGGGGAUACAUUCCUCUAACAGGAGUGCGUGGAUACCUACUUUUCCUUCUGAAUAAUCCAGAAUAUGUCCAGAAAGUAGGAGGUCACCUUGAUCUAUACGCACGAUUCUCGUUCAAGUUCAAAUGUGUAGUCGGAAGGCAUGCUGAUGACCAAAACACUUCCAUGUUUCACGAUUGGAUGCAGGAUCACAAGAAAUACUGCGCAUCUGGACACGAGAUACUUUCUCAAAUAUUCCAGAAAGACGACUCUGGCUGCUGGGCUAUACGUCCUGGCAAAAUUGGACCACUGGCACACUCGGCGUCCCUCAAUGUACUGUUACGCCUAGUGCCAAGUUUGAGCAGUCUUUCGGUCUCAACCAAUUUCAUCCCUACCGCAAGCAUCCUCCAGGAUAUUCUCGUUCGACCAUCUCAUCAAAAUAAUGCACCGAUCUUCCCUUCUCAUGAGACGCGCUUGAGUCGGGUCCAUGCGCUUGACUGCGAGUCUUGCGAUGUAACAAACAUCAUCAGCCAGCUGGAAGACCUAGACAUUACCGAACCGAAAGAGAACACGGUGGAUUAUCCUUUAAGCUUCACAAACUUCCCAAGUCUCAAGCGUGUGCAUGCACCGGCUCGACUCGUGUUAAGUAGGUUCGAACAUAGUGGUCCCUUUGGUCACAGCAUGGAGUUCACGUGCAAGCCCGUGGAAACAUUUCCCCCGAGCAUAGAAAAUGUGAGCUUAUCAAUCUCUGGAGGACAAGAUGAGAUCGAGGCGCUUUUGCCCUGGCUGCGAGAGAUCCGCGAUCAACCGCACGCCUUACCACGUCUUAGAAGUGUCAGGCUUCUAAUCAAUACCACUUUGUGGGACUUUCGAUGCCACCUUGGCAUUGCACUUCGCCGUGCACGAGCUCUCGCGGAAAACUUGGAACCUUCUGUGUCACCCGUCAUUGAGUUGUACUUUCGCACGAUCUCCAAUCAGGUCCCAUCGAGAGCCAACUUUAAAAAGUUUCAAGCAUUUGCAUUAAAGGACAUUGCGUUUGAUUCAGACAGUGCCUGGUGUCAGUAA